Adelges cooleyi (spruce gall adelgid) is the source of this 1114-nucleotide messenger RNA. RefSeq names its product glutathione S-transferase-like. NCBI's taxonomy places the organism in Eukaryota, Metazoa, Arthropoda, Insecta, Hemiptera, Adelgidae. Gene Ontology annotation, molecular function: glutathione transferase activity. The coding region runs from base 200 to 811 and encodes 203 amino acids. Gene Ontology annotation, biological process: glutathione metabolic process. The transcript has 4 exons. The record is from RefSeq and is a predicted model, not a curated record.
AUAUCAGUAGAUAGUAUUCAGUAGACAGUACACUAGUGACUAGUAGCAAACGUUGGUGCACGAUUGGAGAUAUUUUCCACUAGCGUUCUGUGCACACACUCUUGUAUAAUUAUUAUUAAAACAUACACAAAACCUGCCCAGUUGUUUGUACCUAAAUUCAGUUUAAAAUACAAAUUCGGUCGACGUUGUUUCCGGUACCAUGUCAAAGUACAAGUUAACGUACUUUAACUUCACCGCCCGAGCAGAACCGAUUAGGUUUUUGUUGUCAUACUUGGGAGAAGAUUUCGAAGACAACCGAUUUGAACGCGAACAAUGGCCAGCGAUAAAACCAGGAAUGCCCUUUGGACAAGUACCGGUGUUGGAAGUGGACGGAAAGGUGUUAAAUCAGUCGGUGCCUAUUUGCCGGUACCUAGCGAAGAAAGCCGGAUUGGCCGGCCAAGACGAAUGGGAAUCGUUGUUGAUUGACAUCGCGGUCGAUAACGUCUUUGAGAUUAGACAAGAAAUAAUGAAGAAUUAUCACGAUCCGGAUGAAGAAGCUAGAAAUAAAAAGAAGGAAAUCCUGGUCAAGGAAUCGAUCCCGUACUACUUGGAAAGAUUCGAAAAAACGGUUUCCGAAAAUGGCGGAUACUUUGUCAAUGGAAAGCUCUCUUGGGCUGACAUAUAUUUCGUGGCUAUCUUGGACCAUUUGAAAUCCGUCAUAGACGUGGACAUGGUAGAAGGUCGUCCAAAUUUAGGGAAACUCAAACAAAAAGUAUUGGACAUCCCUCAAAUCAAAUCGUGGAUAGCCAAACGACCCGGGCCAAUAUUUUAAGUGUGACUGAUAUCCAUUCUUGCACUAAUACUACUAUCUGUGCUAUGUUUAUAAAAUAAACAAUUGCCUUAGGUUAUUAUAACUAUAAUGAGUACAAUCGUUUGUAUUGCAGUGUGUAAUCGAUUCACGUCAGUUCAACGGUACAAUUUUUUGUUAUUUUAUGAGCCUUUUAAACCAGUUAUUGUUAAAUUUGAACACUAUUAAUUAGAUCGGUUAAAUAGAACUGCAUUCCCCUUGUAAAUGUUACUAUUGUAUAUUAAAUUAAAAUAGUACGUUUAAUAAAAUAAUGUUUGAUAAAUAUGA